CCUAGCAGAAAGUGGGGAAUCAGCCAGAACUUGCAUUCCUACGGACUGUCUCCAAUGGAAAAAACAGGGAAAGCAGAUGGUUGUUGCAAAGCAGCAAGGACAAAGUCCUGCACAGAUCUGAACCUGUCAUCUUGAAAGGUAAAUUCUGAGUGUGCCACCCCCUUGCUCAAGCCAUCCUGCCGCUGCACACUUCAUAUUUAAGAUAUUUCCAUCACUAUUUUAUGAACAAUUGGAGGUUUACACGUCAAUUCAUGCUUUACCGUAGGAAUCGUGAGGCUGAGAAGUUGACUGAAUCCAGAUGUUAGAACUGCAUAUUCACAUACCAUCACAACCAGCAACAUCACAGGCAGGAACAGUAACAGUGAGGACAAGAGGGAAGACACCUGCAUUCAGAUAGAGCGUGGAAAAGCUGUGCAAUGCAUAGUCAAGAUGCAGGAAGAGGAGAGCACGACUGGACGAAAUCAGUUCACAGUGCGUGCCAAGGCUGGGCGCCGCUCUCAAAGGGUCAGCACGUACCACCAGAGAGAAGCGCAGAGGAGCAUGUUCGAUUUGGCAAGUUUUACAGCUGUUCCCUGUCUCCCUCAGUCUAUGCUUACAACUCAGACACAUUUGGUACUGCCUGGAUAUGAGAGUGCUACAGGAAUGACAGCUCUUUCACAUAAUUUGCCCCUGAGCUUCCUCUUCAUUGUGCCAAAAAGAAGGUGGACAAAGCUUUGGCUGUUUUUACAGAACUAGUCUGACAGCCGGACAAAAAGAAGCUGCAUAGAGCCCACCGUGCUUGCAAAACCUCCAGCAAGAGAAGUUUUAGAUGCUUCAGAGAGAGCAUUCAAACAAAAACCUCCCUCAGCAUGAAAUUCAGCUCAUCCUGUUUGAGCACUAACUGCAGGCCUUCGAGAAGAAAGCAUCCUUUCCUCCAGUCGGAUCUGAACACCGCAGACACCAGAGCAGGAUUUACAAAUAUGUGUGGGAGAUUUGUGGCUUCAUGGUCUUUAACUACUGCUUUAAAGACAGGAGUAGUGUGGUUUAACCAAGCAGGCAGCCAAAGACCACACAGCCAUUCACUCCCUCCCCUCCUGGCUGUGGGAUGGGGGAGAGAAUGAAAAAAAAAGGUAAAAUUUGUGGGUUUAGAUAAAGACGGUUUAAUAGGACAGAAAAGGAAGGGAAAGUAAUAAUACUAAUGAUAAUAUGAUGACGAUGAUGAUAAUGCGAAGCAAGUGGUGCACAGUGCAACUGCUAACCACCCGCUGCCGGAUGCCCAGCCAGUUCCCGAGCGCAGCACUAGACCAGCUGCUGGAAGAAAAUUGACUCUUUCCCAGAUGACACAGGACAAAUAGAGAAAAAUGGGAGACAGAAUGGGCUUUUUGGCAUUGCCUGGUCCUGUGCUUUUAGUACGUGGUACUUAAAAAAUGACCAACACUGAUGGCUGGUCCAUCAUACUGGUACAAGAAAUGCAAGGCCUUCCAUCAGAAAAUCCUGAAGACACUGGUAUUAGCAUUGAAAUGAAAAGCAGAAAAUAUAUCAAGGAAAAUAAAAAGAAAAAUAAUGACGGAAGAGAGCAGGUUCUGCACAAACUGGUCAGGUGUAAUCUUUGUCACCAAAGCAUGCAGCAGUGCCAGUUGGAGCACCAUGAGACCGAGGAAUGCCACGAGCGGGCAAUGAAGUGUGAGAUCUGUGAGCUUGAAAUGCCCUUCAACAAGCUGCAGGAACACUUGAACGCCUGCGCCAGCCGCACCGAGUGGUGUUGGGAGUGUAACAAAUACAUCAUGUACAAAGACCAGAACAAACACAAAGAUAUUUGUCAGAACGGUGGUCUGUCCUACCGUAAGGAUGUGGACUUUCAAACCAGUGGCACAUCCACUAAUGCAACAUUUAUUUGCCCCACAGGUACUGGUGGCAAUCUUUGUCAGAAGUGCAAUAAGUCCUUCUCAGAUGACCAGUACUCCCAACAUCUGAAUAAAUGCAGUGCAGCCCAUCAGCUGACAGAAGUUCUUGCUGACCAGUCAACUUCAAAAUUCAGCAGUGAUCCACCAGAGUCGUCUUCCUCCCUGGCUGCCUCUUCCUGCUCCAAGAAUGCGACGGCGUGGACAGAUGUCCGUCCCAAAGGGAAAAGGGACCAGCCACUGACCUCCAAAACCUUGCUCAAACCCAAAAAGAACAAAAAGGUUGGCUUUCCCUCUCCCACAAGAGGCGGACUUUCCACACCACCUCAAGCUCUCAAGGACACCCAGUCUUUUGACAUGCUGGUGGCCUGUGCCCAUUGCAACAUUCUUCUGCCACUUCCAACCCUUCAGAAACACGAGAUCAAAUGCCUACAUUUGACAUCUUUGAAAAAUGCUGGGAUGAAAAAAAAAUAGAGCCAUGGAGAAAAAGAAGACUCUGCAGCACUCAGCGUUAACCCUGGAAAUCGGGAAGUUAAGGCACGUCUUCAGAUUGAAGCUUCAACUCAGCGUUAGCAAAAGGCACUGAAAGUGCAAUAGCUUUAUCGACAAAUAAAAGUGACUUGCUACUCUGGAUCAAGAACA
Molecule: messenger RNA, 2522 nt
Organism: Columba livia (rock pigeon)
Lineage: Eukaryota; Metazoa; Chordata; Aves; Columbiformes; Columbidae
Gene: XAF1
Product: XIAP associated factor 1
Exons: 9
Coding region: 1407-2354 (315 amino acids)
Biological process (GO): apoptotic process
Cellular component (GO): mitochondrion
Source: RefSeq, a predicted model, not a curated record